AUGCCUCCACCUUCUAAGUCACCAGGCUCCAAGCCUGAAAAGAACAUGUCAUCCCGUCUACUAACGAUGAAGUUCAUGCAACGAGCAGCUGCUAGCGCUGCUACUAAAGAGACUGCACAGCCCGAAUCUGGCGGCGAAUCCACAGAAUCUACACCCAAAAAGCGCAGAGUCUCCGGCGCACACGGGAGCCCAGCUACACCCUCGUCGGACAUGGAAGCUAUCUCUGCUGCUCUCGCGGAGGAAGAAGAGCGGCGCAGAGAGGCCAUCGCGCGGCAAGCCGCAGAGGCGGGAGAAACAGAAUGGGUCCUGGACUUUGGAGGCGCCGACACCGUGAGCCAAUAUGCGCAGCCGCUGGUGCUCGCAGACAGUUCUUUGGAUGCAGAUGACGACGACAUGGGCUAUGGGGGAAGGCAACUCUACGGUAACUAUAAGAGAAAGAACAAAGCCAAGCCCUCGAGCGACGAAGCUCAAGACGGAAGCGAUUCGCCAAAGGCCCAGCCAACGAACAAACCAAAGAAGAUCCAUGCGGAAAAUCUUGUCGCUAUUUCUGGAGGCGGGCGUUCGAAGCAAUUUGGAGGCCAUAAUAAUGAGAAGUCACAAAAGAAACGGAAGCACAAAUGA
Aspergillus mulundensis is the source of this 621-nucleotide messenger RNA. RefSeq lists its product as uncharacterized. Lineage: Eukaryota; Fungi; Ascomycota; Eurotiomycetes; Eurotiales; Aspergillaceae. The coding region runs from base 1 to 621 and encodes 206 amino acids. The record is from RefSeq and is a predicted model, not a curated record. The transcript is spliced from 3 exons.